UUUUCACCGCUAGCACCAUCACGACGAUGAUGAUCAGAGACGACACGAGCAACAAUCAGACGUCCUCUCAUGUGGGAGAUGAGAGGAGGCGAGGCCUUUCCGUGCACAUCAGCCACGUCGACUGCAGUCCGAUCCAGCAGACCCAGUACGUGAUCCGCGUCGCGGACUUCUACACAGACGCGUAUGAGCGUACGGUGCGACGUCCGUACUCGGAGUUCCGCCGCUUCCGUUUCCACAUCCUCGACCUCCUGAAGCUUUGCACCGACGGCGAUGAUUUGUCUCAAAGGGUCUCCAAGCAGAUUGAGGCGUUGGUGUUUCCCCCGAAACGGUUCUUUGGGGCACGAUCCGAAGCAGUGGUGCGAACUCGUGCCAAUGCACUCAACAAGUGGAUCACUUGCGUCUUGGCUAUCACGACAGAGUACCGCAAGGCCCAGAAGAAUCUCGCUGUGUGCGACCCGUCCGCGUCCACCCAAGGCAGCGCCGUCCUCCUCGACGCGCUCAAGACGUUUUUGACGUCGCGUGUGGAAGAAUUGCAGUUGAUAAAUCCCCUGCCACUGGAGAAAUCCCAGUCAUUGCCGAUGCCGCCACCUGUAGACAUGAAGGGUCGCGGUCUGCCGCAACGACGUACGUCUUCGAGCCAUCACAACUCCCAUGAACGGUCUAACAACCUCGAGUCAUCCACCUCUACGCUCCAAGUGACCUCGACAGCUCCACUGGUUGCGCUACCGGCGUUGACCAUGAACGACAUCAACCACAUUGCGUCAUCCGUCAUCAAGUCGUCGAGCGGCAGGUCCAUCCUCAAGUCCCACGAUCGUCUAGCAUCGUCCGGAAGUGGUAUGCGGAAAACCAAAACCCGUUUCUCGAUUGCCGAACCGUCUGAAACGUCCUUUUCGAACAAUCGUUGUACAAGUAACAGUUCCGAAGGAGCACAUCAUCACCGGUCGUCGUCGUCAUCUACGGCUGCGUCGUCCGCGGAAGGCUCCUUCGUCUUCACACGUACCAAAGCAUCGUCUCGGUCAAAUCUCGCCAAGACGGAACUGUCGGCACGACUGAAGUCAACAUCGUCAUCAAAUCAAUCCCGCCACUCGAUGCAUCUUCACAACUACCGCGGCUCCGUGGUCAAGGACGCGCGAUUCUCCAUGACCCAGCCUAAAGUCAUCAAGCGCCUGCCCGCCGGGGACGAGUCGGACAUUGUACUUGCGGCUGAAACUGAGCUGCAAAGCAUGGGACUCAGUACCGACACGGCGGCCAUGGUGCUUCGAUACAUGGACCGAUUCCUCGUCAAAGCCACGCAGCGCCAGCCUGGUUGCUACCGCAUCACCCCCGACAACUGGCUCGCUAUCGACGCCGAACGCCUGUGUACCGAGCUCGAAGAAGCACUGUUCAAUCCGGCCCACAUGCAAGCGAUGCUGUUCAGUGGCGGCGAGUGGCGCAUUCCUCAGGCGCUGGAAGGCUACAUCCAGCACAAGUGGGCGGUGCACCACAACACAGCCAUGGACGAGCAAGCCGACGACUCGGACGACGACGAGCCCGACGACAGCCACGCGGAAACGCUGACCAAGUCGGCGCGCAAGAACCCAUCGCUCUUCUCGCGCCACGACAUCGACGAGAUCGAGCAGCUCAUGAGCGAAGGCACGGCAUCGCGGUCCCAAGUCAAGCAAUUGCGCCGUCAGCUGGACGAAGGCAACUGGGACCGCCACGCCACCCGUCGGCGGGCGAUUCCAUUGAUGGACAACGCCCUCAACAGCGACGACGACAACGAUAGCUUGGGCGAAGAAGAAGACAUUGACUUUGCCACAUAUGCCCGUCGAAAGAGCGGAAAGACAACGACGCCAAAGCCCACUUUUCAGGACCACGGGGGGCUGGUCUAGUCGACGGAGGUGUAUGAGAAGGUUGUGGUGGUUACACUAGUACUAUUUAACAAGGAAAAGUUGGUCCAAAGCGUCCUACUAACUCAUGUCGGGGUGGCGUUGGUCGAGGACUCGACGAAUGUGUCGGCGCAAAACACUUUGGGCGGCGGCGCGUGGAGCCGGCACCCACAGAGCAUGCACAUGGCGCAAAGCGAGUUGCAUACAACGAACUUGGACGCGCAGUU
Aphanomyces astaci is the source of this 2095-nucleotide messenger RNA. RefSeq lists its product as hypothetical. The record is from RefSeq and is a predicted model, not a curated record. The transcript is spliced from 2 exons. The coding region runs from base 27 to 1871 and encodes 614 amino acids. NCBI's taxonomy places the organism in Eukaryota, Oomycota, Saprolegniomycetes, Saprolegniales, Verrucalvaceae. Gene Ontology annotation, molecular function: phosphatidylinositol binding.